Molecule: messenger RNA, 888 nt
Organism: Cherax quadricarinatus
Lineage: Eukaryota; Metazoa; Arthropoda; Malacostraca; Decapoda; Parastacidae
Source: RefSeq, a predicted model, not a curated record
GAGGCUGCGGUCAAGCGCUCACGAGAGUACAACAUGCGAGCCUUCAUCAGAGACCACAGGACCUUGGCAGUGAGUGAGUGGUCUGCCGCAGUGAUGCUGGGGGAGAAGCGGCACCCUCUCUUGGCACAGAUGCCCGCCCCGGCCGCCAGCGCCCCUCCCCACGCCCACAGACAGCACAUCGUGGGCGUGCCGAGCGCGGGCGUGCCUGGGGUGGGCGUCAAGCUGAUGCAAGAGCCUGGCUUCGCUGCCAACGACUCUCACCUCUACGCCCGCGACCUCCAGCUCAGCCUCAGAUACCGGGACGAGGCCGCACGCCCUCAGGAGGCCUUCCUGGCCCAGGGGCUGGGCACACCCUCAGGGCUCAGAUACCCCCCUGGGGGCGUGCCCCUCGCUCAGGCGGCCGCCGAAGAGGACCCCAGGAGACAGAGAGCUCUGUCUCCUGGUUCUCAGCACUCAGCAGCGGCUACGUUCUUUGCAAGGGCACAAGUUUAUCCACAACUUCAGUCAUCGGUGCCAGCUGUAAGCAAAGGAAACCAGAGCCAUCUAGUGGUGCCAUGCAGCCCUAGAUCGUCUGAUGACCGUCAGGGGCUGGCAUCUCGCGUAAACUCUCGGAAAGGCAGAGCAAUUAGUACUUUCGCCAGGGCUUUCCUGGUGGUUGAUAAGACAUUGGAACCUGAGGACGAACACUUAGAGACAGAUUCUAAAUUACUGACCUUAGCUGACACUGGAGCCUGCUUACAAACACAAUCCAGAGAGGACAGUGUCAGUACCUAUACGUCACAUCCUAAAGAUGGACACCCGCGAAGAGCUACCCUAACAACUGGACCUGUGAAGAGCUACACCAACGACUGGAUCUUUGAAAAGCUACCCCAACGACUGGACCCGUGA